Molecule: messenger RNA, 1593 nt
Organism: Metarhizium album ARSEF 1941
Lineage: Eukaryota; Fungi; Ascomycota; Sordariomycetes; Hypocreales; Clavicipitaceae
Exons: 2
Coding region: 1-1593 (530 amino acids)
Source: RefSeq, a predicted model, not a curated record
AUGGGCAAACCACACGGCCGAUUCGAUCCAACACCACACCACGCACGUCAGCGGAAAGAGGCCAGGGCAGCGCCGGCCGCCAUGGGCCAGGACCAUGUCCAGACGUCGAAGCGCCAGGACAGCGCAUCGCCCCCUGCGCUGCCGCAAGGCAAAGUCAAAGACUUCAGCAUCGCAGCGUCGCAAUCGGAAUCAGUUCCAGCUCAAUUGACAUUGACUACAAAGCCCCCAGCCAUGAUCUUCUCCGACUUUUACCGAAGUUCACGCUCACCACUUUCCAAGCUUCGUCAGCACCACCCACAGCUUCCAGCUCUGCUGCCCACUUCAACACCUGAAUGGGUAGCCGAUGAGUAUGCCGAUCUUCUGAGCAAGGACAAAGUCAAACAAAAGGAGGCUGUGAAGCGCUACUUGACCGACAAGGUCCGCAGCGACUGGAAUUUUACUUGGCCGCCUGCCGUUCCAGAGGCGAAGGCUGCAUCGGCAUCUGACGGCCCAGGAGCGGUUGUCGAGCUUUCAAAUGAGGUCAACCCCCCAAAGCCAAGCGGUGCGUCUCACACUCCUAUGAGCCAAGGAGAUGGAUAUCGGGAGGAAGAGGUUACCGAGUUGGAUGAGCAAGAGUCGGAUACUGGAGACGGCGAUGCCAUCGACGACGACAACGAUGACGGCGAGUCUGUAUACAGUGUAGUGUCUGAAGAUGCCGCACAUUAUCAGCCUCGGAUUGAAUGGAGGUCGGAUCUGUCCGAUGAUGAAAAUCUGUCUUCCAAUCCCUCACCAUUCAUCUUUGACAACCCCGACUCUAUCCAAUCGACCGUUCAGGACCUUAUGCGCGCAAAGAAGGCCCGCAGACGGCGCGCGUUGCGGCAAGAGAUUGCUUGGAACAAGGGCCUCGCCUGUUUUGAAGCGCGGCGGAAUGCUUGGACCGGCGCAAAGACGGUCCGUGUUCGAAGUAAGCCUGUAACCACGCCGCCAGCAUCACCGCGGUCACCAAGGCGAUUUUUCUUCCGCCGCUCAAUAUCCGGAUCGCCGCCCAAUCCAGCGGUGGCCGUCCUCUCCCAGCACGGUGAAAUCUGUGGCGCGGUAUCCGACUCGUCAUGCGCCUCAAAGGACGCUGAGAAAGACUCGAAGAAACAUGCAAGCACCGACUCGUCAAUGUCGGACUCCAUCAGGGUCCAGACUUAUCCUGUUGAAACUUUGCUCCCUAUUGGCCAACCUCUGCUUCCGCCAACAAAUCGCCUGCGAGCCUCGAUUUCGCCAGCGGUGUAUCUAAGCCUCUACGACAAGGUCGUCUUGCACAAUCUGCAGCCCGCAUGCCCCAUCAACUUAUCAGACAUGUUGCGAUCCUGUGUUGCCGGUUGGAAACGAGAUGGCGAGUGGCCCCCACGAAGCUCAGCCCCUGAUCCGACCCCAGCAAGCCGAAAGAAAAAGAAGGCAGCUCCAGCUUCUGCCACUGACAAUGUGGGGAACGUAGCAAGACGCAUGAGUUUCGGCCUCUUGGGUCGUGACAAGGAUGAAGAAACCGGAGGGGGCAAAGGAAUUCGCCGUAGUCUGCAAAGAGCGCUUGGAAUUGGUGUCGUGACUGGCAUAGGAGAUGCCUGA